AUGGUCGCCAACCCCACUGAAACUCCUGCAUUUGCCGGCUCUCAACCCGAGCUUCCAGACAACUGGCAGACGUCUUCGGAUAUUUUUGAUCAGCUCUUAGACUUUUCUGAGCCUGUUGAUGAUUGGUUGAGCUUUGAAUCAGAGCCGGAUAGUAUCGCUUUGGCGAAAGCCCAAGCUGAAGCCGAUCCGGAUGGACUAUCGAUAUUACGCCAGCGACUGGCCACUACCUCAGUACCUUCUUUCCUGAUUCAACUGCCGGUGAUGCUAGUACAGUACUGGUUUCACACGGUCUGUAAUCAAUGGUCCUCUUUUGACUGCCCGCUGAACCCAUUCCGAAUCAUCCUGAGUCGACUUUGGAGCCGAAAUGCCGCUAUCUACUUCGCAAUUCAAAGCAUGUCAGCUGCUUCCCUGGCCAAUGAUUUCCCCAAUAUGCGAGCCAUUGGAAUCCAAACGCAGCAACAAGCAAUUGCCUGUAUAAACAAUGCUGCCCAGAAAGGACCCAAACAAACCAACGAUGACGAGUAUUUCCUAGCACUUCUCCUGGUUGGAUCUACUACUGGGUGGCACAACCCAUCUGAUCUAGGUCUGACCUACUUGAAGGCUGCUCAAGAUCACCUUACAAAACAAGAACGACGAUGGAGUAACUCGGAUCCCGCUUUGGCAAAAGAACACCCGCUCUUCAAGCAGUGCUUGCUCUAUUGGAACUUGCUGGCUGCUUUCGUUGCGGAAGAGUCUCCCAUUGUGGAUCUGGAAAGCCAUACUGAGAUCAGUGAACUGGAUCUCUCGAUCUAUCUUGUCGAUGGACAGGCACUACCCCACCCGUGGACGGGAUCUUUGAGAUAUGCCCUCAAUCUAUUCUACCGAACUGCAAGGGUGAUCCGGGCGGCAAAGACUAUGCACCGCAGAAGGGAUAGUACAUUGGAUCCUAGUUUGAUCGAUUUAAGCUCUAUGGCGGAAGAGCUUGAUCUGAGACAGAAAGCCGAAAUAAUUGAAGAGAAGAUUCUCUUCACAGGCUUUUCCUUCUAUUGUGGGCCUGUUGAUAUUGGCGAUUCCAACACACCGCCAUCACACUUCCUCACACUGGCCGAAGCAUAUCGCUGUGCCGCAAUUUUGCAGAUCUACCAUGUUUUCCCAGAUAUCCUCCAAGAGCGAUUACACAAGAAUGAGGCAGCCGAUGAUGAAAGUCCAAUCCCGGCGCUGUUCUUGUUAUUGUUCCCAGCACCUACUGGAUGGAACUCCCCCUCAGCAGAGGAUCUGCGACACACUCUGGCAUUGCAUAUUGUAUCUCUCCUGGAUCAACUGCCAUUGACUUCUGGAACAAAAGUGAUGCAACCAGUAAUAUUGGCCAGUAUUUCAAGCGACCUCGUUUUCACUUCUGGGUCGGUGCUCGGCGCAUCAGCAAACGCAAUCCCGAGUCUGAACACACUAGACGUUGAGAUCGCGCAGGCACGGCGCAAAGUUAAGAUGAGAUUGACCGAGCUUCUUUUGAUUUUACCGAAGCUUCCUAUGCAACGCAUCGUUAAUGUUGUACACGAAACUUGGGAUCGGGCGGAUUCUGGAUUGCAGGAGUUUUGGUUGGAUGUCAUGCUGGAUCUGAAUUUGGAAACAAUCAUGGGUUAG
Penicillium olsonii is the source of this 1620-nucleotide messenger RNA. Lineage: Eukaryota; Fungi; Ascomycota; Eurotiomycetes; Eurotiales; Aspergillaceae. The record is from the annotation of a GenBank genome assembly.